Gambusia affinis (western mosquitofish) is the source of this 2932-nucleotide messenger RNA. Its product is annotated as sodium/hydrogen exchanger 9-like. Gene Ontology annotation, molecular function: sodium:proton antiporter activity. The coding region runs from base 47 to 1864 and encodes 605 amino acids. Lineage: Eukaryota; Metazoa; Chordata; Actinopteri; Cyprinodontiformes; Poeciliidae. Gene Ontology annotation, biological process: sodium ion transport; regulation of pH; proton transmembrane transport. The record is from RefSeq and is a predicted model, not a curated record. Gene Ontology annotation, cellular component: recycling endosome; membrane. The transcript has 16 exons.
UCAUUGUUAACUCAGAGGAGGAAAGUUUGACCCAAACUCCUUGAAGAUGUCAAACACCGCGAGGGGCCGACAAGAUAGUGCGGCACUGUUUGUUCUCUCCGCAGUAUGUUUAGCCUUAAUAACAAUUAUCAGCGUUUGGAAAUUAAAGCAAUUCAAAUACAGACUCAUUAAUGAAGCUGGAGGUGCAAUGUUUUACGGUGUCUUUCUGGGUUUAGCCAUCAGGUACUUGUGGGUGGACCGAGAGGAGGAUUUGGAGAACAUGGGCAGCGUUUGUUCUUGCCACGGUCUAAACAGCACUCCUCAUGUCAUAAUGGUCAACCUCUCAUCCCGCGAGCACUGUUAUAGACUUAUUGAAAAGAAAGGCCCAAGAUGCUUGCACCUCCCAAGUCCUCACGCGGCUAUGCUGGAUCCGCAAAUCCUUUUUGACCUUUUCCUGCCCCCCAUCAUCUUCUUUGGGGCUUACACCCUGAAUCAGAGCCGAUUCAUCGAGAAUCUGGGCUCUAUUGUGACCUAUGCUUUUUUGGGCACCAUGAUCAGCUCCUUGUGCAUAGGGGCCCUUGUCUACGGCUUCACCAGACUCAUGGUGCUUCUGAGACGAGCAGCAGAUGGAGAGUUCUCCCUCACUGACUGCCUCCUGUUUGGUGCAAUCAUGUCAGCCACUGAUCCUGUCUCAGUCCUUGGGCUAUUGUCGGACCUGCGUGUGGAUUCGGAUUUGCACACCCUGCUGUUUGGCGAGAGUGUCCUUAAUGAUGCCGUGGCCAUUGUCUUGACACAUGCCAUCACCUCCUAUGACCAGAUGGAAACAGGAAACGUCUUUCAGACACCUGCCUUCUUCCGCUCUGUUGGUUUCUUUGUAGGAGUGCUCAUUGGCUCCUUCCUUCUUGGAUUCAUAUUCACAGUAAUAACAGCCCUCCUCACCAAACUCACCCGACUCCAUGAGAAUCCUCUGCUGGAAACAUCAAUCUUCUUCUUGCUGUCCUGGAGCAGCUUCCUCUCAGCAGAAGCCUGUGGACUGUCAGGCAUUGUGGCAGUUCUGUUUUGUGGCCUGAGCCAGGCAAAGUACACAAAUCUCAAUUUGUCGCACGAGGGGAGUACAAGAACCAAACAGCUCUUUGAAGUCCUCAACUUCCUCGGGGAGAUUUUCAUCUUCGGCUACAUGGGAUAUAUAUGGUUUACAUUUCGUCACCAUGCCUUCAAAGCUCUCUUCAUCUCUGGAGCAUUUUUAUCCAUUUUUAUUUCAAGAGCCUGCAACAUCUACCCUUUGUCUUUCCUGAUAAACCUGGGUCGUACAAAGAAGAUUUCCCGCAACUUCCAACACUUUAUGGUGUUUGCAGGUUUAAGAGGGGCCAUUUCUUUUAGCCUGGCUGUAAGAGACACUUCAACAGAAGCACGGCGCACCAUUCUCACCACCACUCUGCUUCUGAUUGGCUUCACCGUCUGGGUGCUGGGUGCAGCUGCUGAUCCCCUGCUGGGCCAUCUGGACCUCAGAGUGGAAAAGGAGACAGAUGGCAGCCUUCAGGAUGUUUCCUCUGAGGUUGAUAGGGAGAGGCAAGACACAUCUCAAAGCCUAUGGCACCGUCUGGACCACCGAUAUCUAAAUCCUCUGCUGACCCACUGUGGCCCCCCACUAACCGACUCGCUGCCACAGUGGUGUGGUAGGUUUGCUGGAGUCUUCUGUGGCCACCAAAAGCAGGAGGAUGAGGAGCAGCCCUUUGAGGCUGAACCAAAGAACUUUGACGUCAAUUUGGAAAACUCUGAUCUUCCGUCCACACGAAGCAGCGACUCUGGGUCAGAGCAGCAAGAGGACCUGCUGGAGGGAGAUUUGGGCCUUGGCACUGGAGCAGCUCACGUCAUUGAGGAGUGAAUUUUCCCACUCUAGCUUAGCCUUAUCAUUCCCUCCUGUUGCCUUAAUGCUAGCCCCCACCUCCCACAGAGCGCAGGGACCAUGAUCUGUGUAUUUCAAAGCCACCGAGUGGGAGUUUGUUACUGUGACUUGCAUAAGGUCACUCAACCCCCAUGUGUUGAGUUGUGUGCAAAAACACACUCACGCUGGAAGGAAGAGACAAUUAGUGAAGGCUAGCAUUCUUCCUGUUUCUCUGCUGGAGAAGUAUUGUCCUGCUUUGUUUUAAAUUUAUUUUCAUCUGCAGGAACAUGUCUGUAAAUUAGAGUCAAAAAGUUAAUUUAUUUCAAUUCAAAAAGUGAACCUCAUACAUAGAUUUAUUACACAGAGGAAUAUCCCAAGACACCACAUCAUUCAAAACGUCAGAUAAAAUAGUCACAUUCCUUGUGGUAAGCCACUCCAGAACCAGAGACAACAUUCCUGAUAAGUGUGUUGUCUGUGAUAGGGGGGAAAAGGUCUACUUCUGCCUCAUGAUCCUAAGUCCAGCUGUUAUAUUUAAGUACAUUUUGCAUUUUAUUUCCAAAUUAGAAUCUCUGAGUCUGGGCGAAGAGCGAGGAGGAGCAGAAUCCAAAUUGGUUGAGCUUCAGUGUGAGUUUUCCACUAAGUUUUCUGUUAGUAUGCAGCCAUGUUCAGUGAAUUAGAAUAUGCCUUCCAAUGAAGCUUUUUUUGACAAAUUCAAAGUAAUUUUUGAAAAUAACAACCUUUAAGCAGGUAUUAAACAUAGCUUUUAUUGAAAACCCUUACAGAAAAAUCCCAUGAAAAUCACAUGUGAUUCUGUUUGGGAUUUUUUUGUAAGGGAAUGUCUGUAUUCAAACUGUUUUCUUUUUAUAGCUCUGUUUUAAUAUUCUAAUCUUAAAUGUUGGAUCUUCAUUAAUCUUUUCAUCUAAUGAACUGAGUUACUGAAAGAAAUAAAUUUAUUAAACUUGACUGCCUUGGACAAUACUGUGAAGAGAGAGGUGCACCGUUUUUGGCUUGUCCUCCUUGUGAAGGGUGCCAGUGACUGUUGCACAAAUAAAUGUCUCUUUCAUUGAC